AUCUUAUCUGUCUCUCAGGUGCUGUCUCCUCCAUAUUGUUAUUUAUUUUCUCACGAAUGUGCUCCGGUAUAUAUAAAGCCGAAAGAAAUUUCAUGUCGUAAUACCACAGCCUAACAUCAAAGUGAUCACGAUGAAAUUCGCAGUGGUACUGUGCGCGGCGUUCGUUGCGUUCGCAACCGUGAAUUCGCACACUCUCCCAGAUUUCGGCAAGGGACCCCUUCAUGAAGACAUCCAAUACUUUUUGGACUUGAUCCCGAUGGAUCAGAUUAUAGGCGUCGUCCUGCAAUACUCAGCCGAUGACGCCGAGUUCCAAAAUCUGCUGAAAUACUUCAAAACGCCAGAGUUCAAAUUAAUGAUCGAAGAGAUUGAGGUUAUUUCCGAGUUCCACAAGUUCGCGGAUUACCUGCAGAACAACGGUGUCUACAUCUACUCUGCGCUGAACAAGCUGAAUAAGGUAAUCGGCUUGCCGCCGUUCCAACAGUUUAGUAAUACGCAAAAAAUCACCGGCGGUCUGAAAGGUCUGUUCGAAGACGUGAAAGCGCUCGUCUCCUACGACAAGUUUAUCCACGGUUACGUGUAUAAGAUGAGAACGUCCAACGCAUUCCGCGGCUUUGUAGCUGAACUGAAAUCCAAGGGCAACCAACAGUUCGUGAACACGCUCUACAAGAAUCAAAAGUUCUUGAACUUCCGUGCAAUGCUGGUGCGGGGAGGACUCGACAUCACCUUGGUCGAAGACGUCAUCUAUACAGUUCUCGGCGUCGAGUUCCCCAACUACAAUAAACCCAAAGUGGAAACCUUCGCCUCUACUGAAUUGUCCAAAGAUAUCCAUGACUUCCUCAACCUGAUUGAUAAGCAGAAAAUAAUGGGCAUCGUUCUUUCUCGUCUGGAAGACGACGAAGUACAAAGGGCACUAGCGGUCAUGCACAGCGAAGACUUCCAUGUCUUAGUACGCAAAGUCGAAGCCAUGCGUGAAUAUCAAGACUUGGUGAGAUACAUGGAAAAUGCCGGCUUGGACAUGACCAAUCUGAUCAAGAAAAUUCACAAACUGUUAGGAAUGGAGGAUUAUGUACCACCAUAUUUGACGGAGACAUUCGCUAACCUUGGUGGAUUGAAGGCUUUGGUCAAAGACGUGGUUGCUGCUCUUCCAGUGGACAAAUUGAAGGCCCUGUACACAGAAAAAAUGCGCACUUCUGCCGCUUUCAAGAAUUUCAUGGAUAAACUUCACUCGCAGGAUUUCCAGAACAUCAUCAACACCGUCUACAAAACACCAGUCUUCCUGGAGAUGAGACGAAAGGUCAUCAAAGACGGAGUGGACCUCACACCAUUCAGAGAUGUCAUUGAGCAAUUUCUUGGUAUCCAUCUUCCCAGAGUCGACAGCCGAGCAACAAUUUUCGCCUCCACUGAAUUGUCCAAAGAUAUCCAUGACUUCCUCAACCUGAUUGAUACGAAGAAAAUAAUGGGCAUCGUUCUUUCUCGUCUGGAAGACGACGAAGUACAAAGGGCACUAGCGGUCAUGCAUAGCGAAGACUUCCAUGUCUUAGUUCGCAAAGUCGAAGCCUUGCGUGAAUAUCAAGACUUGGUGAGAUACAUGGAAAAUGCCGGCUUGGACAUGACCAAUCUGAUCAAGAAAAUUCACAAACUGUUCGGAAUGGAGGAUUAUGUACCACCAUAUUUGACGGAGACAUUCGCUAACCUUGGUGGAUUGAAGGGUUUGGUCAAAGACGUGGUUGCUGCUCUUCCAGUGGAAAAAUUGGAGGCCCUGUACACAGAAAAAAUGCGCACUUCUGCCGCUUUCAAGAAUUUCAUGGAUAAACUUCACUCGCAGGAUUUCCAGAACAUCAUCAACACCGUCUACAAAACACCAGUCUUUCUGGAGAUGAGACGAAAGGUCAUCAAAGACGGAGUGGACCUCACACCAUUCAGAGAUGUCAUUGAGCAAUUUCUUGGUAUCCAUCUUCCUAGAGUCGACUCUCUAUUGUUCAAACUGUUAAGGCUUGAAGAAGCUCUCAUCCAAUAAUGCUUUUGUAACUCGAUUUUGUAUACGGAAAAUUUAUAUUUGUAAUUAAUUCUGGGCAUUGAAGCCGUAAUUAAAUUUCUAUUUUGCAA
Messenger RNA from Frieseomelitta varia, 2106 nucleotides. RefSeq lists its product as uncharacterized. The record is from RefSeq and is a predicted model, not a curated record. Lineage: Eukaryota; Metazoa; Arthropoda; Insecta; Hymenoptera; Apidae.